Molecule: messenger RNA, 2322 nt
Organism: Nematolebias whitei (Rio pearlfish)
Lineage: Eukaryota; Metazoa; Chordata; Actinopteri; Cyprinodontiformes; Rivulidae
Product: FERM domain-containing protein 7
Exons: 12
Coding region: 1-2322 (773 amino acids)
Cellular component (GO): cytoskeleton
Molecular function (GO): cytoskeletal protein binding; guanyl-nucleotide exchange factor activity
Source: RefSeq, a predicted model, not a curated record
AUGGGGGACCGACGCCCGCGGAUCCCAUCUCUGGGGGGUCUCGGCGCCAGACCCCGGGUCUCCAAGGAGACCAAGCUCCGGCUGCGCGUGAUCUUCCUGGAUGAGAGCGAGCGCACGUUCGAAGUGGAGCAAAAUGUUUUAGGCGGCGACUUCUUCAACAAAGUUUGUGGUCAUCUGAAACUGCUGGAAAAGGAGUACUUUGGACUGGAGUUCAGACACCACAGUGGCCAUUAUGUUUGGUUGGAGCUGCUUAAACCUCUAGUCAAACAGAUCAAAUACACUAGUGAUUUAUUCUUUAGGUUUAUAGUCAAGUUCUUCCCACCCGAUCCCGGACAAUUAAAGAGAGGCCUCACCAGGUACCUUUUUGCCUUACAGAUAAAGCAGGAUUUAUCCAACGGCAGUCUGACGUGUAACGACAACAGCGCCGCCCUGCUGGUCUCACACAUACUACAGUCAGAGCUAGGCGACUACGAUGAGGAGUUGGACUAUCAACAUUUGGAGAUGAAGCACUAUGUUCCCAAUCAGGAGUAUUUGGACAAUAAAAUCAUCAAAUUUCAUAAAAGACACAGAGGAGUCUCUCCAGCAGACUCGGACAUCCAGCUGCUGGAGGUGGCCCGGAAGCUAGACAUGUACGGCAUCAGGCCUCAUGCUGCCCACGAUGGUGAGGGAAUGAGGAUCAACCUUGCCGUCACUCACUCUGGAGUACUGGUCUUUCAGGGAAACACCAAAAUCAACACGUUCAGCUGGGCAAAGAUCCGCAAACUCAGCUUCAAACGCAAGCACUUCCUUAUUAAGCUUUACGACAAAGUUGGGCCAUCGUGUAAGGAUACGUUGGAGUUCGCCAUGGCGAGUCGUGAUGUCUGUAAAUCUUUGUGGAAGACGUGUGUGGAGUAUCACGCCUUCUUCAAGCUGUCCGAGGAACCAAAGCCCGUCCAUAAAACUCUGCUGUCCUGUAAGGGAUCCACGUUCAGAUACAGUGGAAGGACCCAGAAACAGCUGCUGGAGUGUAUGGGAUCAGGAGAAAAGAAGCCUUUACAGUUUGAACGGACCUACCGCCAGUCAGACUUCGAUCCCAGACAAUGUCGAUCUUCUCCUGACCUCCUCACUGACGUCUCCAAACAGUUAUAUGAACAAUCCCUCCCGUUUCCCCGGCCGAGACAAACUAUUGCCGUCCACAGUCAGGACAAAAUGGACCGCCAGCGCCGAGGUCUCAGUGACACUGAAAUGGAAGGAGGGCUUAAACGCAGACAGUUGUCUUGUCACGUCAACCAAAGGCCGCAACCCCUGGCACAAGUCACUCCACUUUCUCCAUCCCUGGGACAGUCGACCCCCUCGCCCAAGUUACGAUCUUCCUCCACAUCCUUGAUGGAGGACAUGAGAGGGGGACGGAACGGGGCGCAGCGCCAAGCCCAAAGGCUAGCUGGUGUCUACGGCAACCGGUCAAAACGCCGACCGAACCCACAGCCGCAUCCGGACGCUUUACAGCAGCUGGUUCUUCUCUACCCCAACACCCCAGCUUACCAGUAUCACCCUGUUCUCCCAUCAUUCCCGUUUGCCGGACCCUCACCGCUCACCAGACAUCCCUACUUAGCAGACUACGUCAGCGUUUCUUCGCUGGAGCGUUUACCUCACGUAAGGAGGCGGGACUUUGUGCCGAUGGACAGCAUCUCACAGCCGGCCUUCUACCCGAUAGGCCACGAUUCGCCAUCAGUCUCACCAAUCAGGAGGAACUUCCGCCCUUGUGGUUCAGGCGGACUGGGGCUGGCAAAGGUCUACCAGACAGGUAGCAACGGAGCGAGGCUUUUAGGUGUUGGACACACGGAGGCGGGACAUUACAGCGACGACUCCAACUUCCUGCCCGGGUUGCCUCGUCGUGUGGCAAGCCAACCAGAUGUCAAGUUCCACCUCUCGAGGAGUACAAACCCGACCUUUAACCCUGCCUCUGAGUUCCGACCCCUUGGGUACUACCCUCACCUGACGCGCCCCUCCCGACCCACAUACCUCCCGCUGAACUCCUCCCCUCUACCUGAACGCCCCACUUCAGUAUGUAUGAUCGGCGGGGCUAUGGGAAGCUACAGCGACUCUGAUCCGGAGGUUUUCUACCCGUACUACUGCCCACCUCAUCAUCUGGGGAAAGUCGUACGGCCCGCCGGGUUGGCCCGGAUGAGGUUUUCCUCCGGAAGCCUUCAACUGGAUGAGGAGGAAGAGGGGGAAGAGGAAGCUGUUAAAAAAGACAUAAAAGGUGAACAGGACAAGAAACAAACAAGCGGAGGAGGAGAGGAGGCAAGAGGAGCAGCAAAGAUUACUCAAGUCACACUUUAG